AUGGCUGGAAAACAUUAUUUUUGCCCACUUUGUAUUUCUUCAAAUGUUUUCCAAAAUUAUUCUUCUCUAUUUACACAUAUCCGCAAUGAACAUCGUGAAGAACCAUCAUUUAGCAUCCGUUGUGAAUUAACUGUACAUUGUGGAUCUCGUUAUUCAUCUUUUGAAAGUUAUCGAUGCCACAUUUACCGUUGUCAUCGCACUCUUAUCGAUUCAAUGGACAAUGAUGAUAUUGUCUCAUCAAAUAUUGAUGAUAUUUUGGAUGAUUUUGAAAAUACAUUUUCUCAUCCCACGUUUAAUAAUGACUCAGAUUUUAUUGCUGAUCCUGAAUCAUGUAUUUAUCCCGAUGAAGAACUCGAUGAUACAGAUCGCAUAUUUCUUGGACUCGAUCCCGUUUCCUUUUCUGUUACUGAUCAACAACUUGGUUUCAACAAUUUUGCACAAUUUUAUACCCGUUUCCUCCUCCAACUUCGUGAAUAUCAUCUUCUUCCUCAGAAAGUUGUGCAAUCUAUUUCAUCUAACAUUUGUAUUUUACUUGAUAUGAUUGUCAAAUUGAUUAAAACAAAAGCAUCAUCAUCCCUCAUGUCUGUUAAUGAUUUUGAAACCGCUUUCGCACACGUCAACUGGAUCAUUAAUUCAAUUAGUAAAAGCGAAUAUCAAUUCUUAAAACAGUGUAAGAAGCAUUUCGACUAUCAACCACCAACUGAAAUUGUACUAAAUACAAAUCAAGAACGUGCUUAUUAUAUUCCAUUGAAACAAAGCCUGUCUUAUAUGCUUCAGAAUGGAGAAUUAUUGCAGGCUAUAAUCGAUAAUAUAAAUUCUUUAUCAAGUCGUGCAGCUAAUGACAAUGACCUCAUUUUAUCAAAUCGACAAAGUCGUUCAGUUAAAUCAAAUAUCUCUCAAACAGACUCAAAUGCUUUAUUACUGAAAUUAUACACAGAUGGUAUUGGUAUUACUAAUCCAAUUGGUCCAAAAAAAGAUUCUCACAAAUUUACUUGUUUCUAUUAUCUGUUGGACGAUCUACCUGAAAUCGUUCGAUCACAAGUUAACUCAAUUGGUCUUCAUUGUAUCUCGUAUACAAAACAUUUGGACGACGCGAAUAGUCGAACGACCUUAUUGAACGUGCUUGUGGGAGAUCUUAAUAAACUUCAAACUGAAGUUAUAGCCAACAAUGGUCGUCAAAUUAUUCAAGGUGUGAAAAAUUCCGGGUGGUUUAAAGAUCUUAUUGGUUUUCAUCCAACUGAAUCAUUACCACCCGAUAUAAUGCAUGAUUUCGCAGAAGAGGAAGACAUUGAUGGCGAAACAGUGGCUUUACUUCAGCAAAAUGAUAUUGUACAAAUAUUUCCUCGAAUAAAAGAUCGUGUAAAAUUUAUUGAUUUACGUGCAAAAUUAAUCUUAAACUUAAUUGAACAAAAUGAAAAUAAGGGUGAAACAACAACUAAUUUAUUUAAUUUAACAUCAUCAUCAUCAUCCCGUCCUGUAGAUUCAUUACAAGAGAAUGAUAUACCAAGAGCAUCUGUUCUAAAUAAAAAUAGAGAACCAAAUGAUUCAAUUGAUCAAAUAAUAAAUCUUGAUCUUUCAUCAAGUAUUAGUUGUCCUGAUGAUAAUGAUGAUAUCGAUAAUAAAGCGAAAUUACCUGCAGAUUAUGAAGUUCCAGAUUUAACUAUGAGAAUGCAACAAUAUGUUGAUGAUACCAAUAUUUCAAAAUUUAAUCCACAUACAGCAAUGCGUAGUGAAUUAUUAUCGCUUCUCUUUGAUGAUGUAACAAAAUCACAUCAACUUCUUUAUCCGACAAAUGAAGAGUAUAUGACGAUGGCUAAAUGUUUGGUAAAGAAACUCCGUGUUCCUUCUACAUUAGUUCAUCGCGCAAUCAAAGAUUGGCAUGAAUCAAUUAAGCAGAAAUUCAAACGUGAACGUAAACCAUUACAAAUGAAUAAUAAUUUUGUGAAAGAGAGACAAGAUAAAUAUGGUAAUGGUAAAACAAAUGGUCGGCCGAAAAUAAAACCAAUGAUAAAUUUAGCGGAUCAAGAAAAUAAAAAUCUUUUAUCCGUAGGUGAUCAAAUGAAGAUGGAGUUACUUAAAGAUGAUCCUGAUCAUGAUAUGCUUCAUAAUCUUUGGCGGCAAUCAUUUAAUAUUCGUCGUUUAUGUAUUCGUGAGCUCACAAUUUAUGAAAUUCUAGAGCGCUUUCCUGGUUAUCGUCUUCCAGAAAUGAUCUUGGCUGAAGUACAAGAAUCUACUGGUCUGAAUAUCGACGAAAACGUGAAUGAAUUAUUGCCCAAGUUCUUCGAGCAUUUACCUGAUAAUAACUGUUUUCUGUCAGGUAAGAACUUGAGAAAAAAAAAUAUAAAAAAGAGAUUGAUGAGAAUGCUUGAAUGAACAUUGAUUCAAGGUUUUUGUAAAAAUGGUGUUAGUACGGUUCGUAUUUCUGGUAGAAUAGUUCCUGUGUCUUUGAGGGCUUCUGUUUAUUUUCCAUGAUA
Didymodactylos carnosus is the source of this 2474-nucleotide messenger RNA. The record is from the annotation of a GenBank genome assembly. NCBI's taxonomy places the organism in Eukaryota, Metazoa, Rotifera, Eurotatoria, Philodinida, Philodinidae.